GGAUUCGAACCUUGUAGCCAAAGUUGAGCUACUAACGCAAAUUCAUCUGAGCUGACAAAUUUAUUAUACAGAGGCGCAAGGUCGCCUAUUAUCAACACUGAUAUCGGCGUAGACCUGCUUAUAAUGGCUUAACAGAACUGAAAUUCUAAAAUAUGAAUUUGUUUUCUAAAUGCAAUUUGACUACGUUUUUAAGGGUAUCUCCUAAAUGCAGCACGUUCUUGACAUAUGAAUAUUAGAUCGGAUAUAGACGACUGCGCAUCCGAUGUUUUGCGGACACAAUGGGCGCCGUCAUUUUGACGUACAAACGUACGUCUUUGAUUGACUUUUAUGACGUUGACACAACUUCACAUAUUUCAUUUUGUGAUUAUACACACAAUGUGUGUGUAUAACCAAUGCUAUAAGUGUACAACUCUGUGGCCAUUUCACACUUCGCGCAGGUCGUCGCCCAAUCUACCUAUUCCAUGCACCUCUUAAAAAAAAUAAAAUGUCCGUGACUUAUUUUCAUAUAUCUAUGAGCACGUUAGGCCCUCGGUUUAUUUGGAAAAAUAUUUCUAGUAGUCCCCUCCAUCACCUACGUUUUCACUACACCCCGUAUAGUCAAGCCAUUUCAACUACUUUGUUGUGUACUGUCAAAACACAACACAUAACCUCAAAACCGCACUCCGUUGUAACCAAGUUGUAACUCUUUAUUCAUUGGUUGUAACUUUUGUGAAAUUGUGAAUUUAAUACAUAUCUUAUUACCACUUCCAUUACAUCCAAAUAGGCUCAAAGCCGGGAUUUCGUAAUUCUUCCUCUUUGCUUGAAGUUUAAUUAGGUUUAAUUUUGUUGAACAAUUUGUUGAUAUUUUUUAGUGGAAAUGACAAUCAUUGUAUUUUUAAUUGACACAUCUUCAUCAAUGCACCAAAAGACAUACGUCGGUGGUCGCACAACAUUACUUGAUGUUGCUAAAUCGGCAGUUGAAACAUUUGUUAAGAUUCGCCAACGAAGUCUCGAAAGUAGAAUAGAUCGCUACAUGCUCUUAACGUUUGAAGAGUCACCGAAUAAUAUAAAAGCCGGCUGGAAGGAAAAUUUGGCCACAUUCAUGAACGAAUUGAAAAAUUUACCUUGCUAUUCUAUGACAACGAUGGGACUCGCGGUUAAGCAGGCGUUUGAUAUUCUAAACAUCAAUCGAUUGACCUCCGGUAUUGAUACCUACGGACAAGGCCGUAGCCCAUUUUUUUUAGAGACUGCCGUCAUCGUUUUAAUAACUGAUGGGGGACCUUUAAGCACAACUUCGGGAGUUCACGAAGAUUUUACUUUACCAAUGACCAAUUCGUUGCCCGGGUCCGAAUUGACCAGAGAACCUUUUAGGUGGGAUCAAAGGUUAUUUGCGUUGGUCUUGCGUUUAACAGGUACUCCGGCAAUUGAAAGGGAUACUGGAUUAGUUCCAAGCGACAGUAGUUCAAUAGACGCAAUGUGCGAAGUGACAGGAGGACGUUCGUAUUCCAUUACUUCGCAUCGUAUGCUCAAUCAGUGCAUUGACAGCUUGGUGCAAAAAGUACAAAACGGAGUUGUAAUCAAUUUCGAAAAAAUAGGUCCCGAUCCGCCCCCACCGACUAAUAUAGAAAAAGGUGACGACAUAUUGUUGGUAAAGGAAGAAUUGACUACUAACGGCAGAGAGUGCGAUCCCACGAACGAUUUGUCCAAUAUGAAUUUGUUGCAAAUGCAAAGCUUAGGCGCGCAGAAUACCUCGUGGCAUAACUGUAGGCGUAUGAUUUACGUGCCGACGAGAACAAAUCAAAAAGGAUUCCCAACAGGUUACUGGCCCAUUCCGGAAUCGUUUUGGCCUGAGGUGACUGCAUCGGUUCUACCUCCGCGGAACGCCCAUCCGAAUGUCAAGUUUGCGUGCACAAGUUCUGAUCCUAUGGUUAUCGAAAAUUUACCAUUUGAUAAGUAUGAGUUAGAACCGUCCCCCUUAACACAGUACAUUUUAUCUCGGAAGCAACCCACUACUUGUUGGCAGGUUUUUGUUGCCAAUAGUUAUAAAAGUUCAGAAGUUGGCCACCCUUUCGGUUAUUUAAAAGCGAGUACAAAUCUAAACUGUGUUAACUUAUUUGUAAUGCCUUACAAUUAUCCAGUUUUGUUGCCGUUACUAGAUGAACUGCUUAAGAUUCAUAGAUGGAAACCGACGAACGAGUGGAGGACUCAGUUUCAAAAUUAUAUGCGCACACUUCCAGCCUAUUACGCGCUUCCUUUAAGGAGGGCUAUCACCAGGAUGGGGGCACCGGUUGCUCUGGCCCAAACACUGAUACCCGAAAGUGCUGAAAACUGUCUAAGCUAUUCGGUACAUUCCUAUUUGAAGCGUAUAAAAAAUCAGGCAAAAAGUGAAUAUGAUCGUAUAUGCGGUGAAAUUAUACAAAGACAAAUGACUAAUACUGUGAAAAAUACUUACAACACUCCCGAACAGAUACGCGUAAUUGCAAGGGUGAGCUUAAAAAAGGAGUUAGUGAGCCAUUCGUUGUUGGUUGACAAAUUCACUUCCCAACGCGAUCAAAUAAAUGACCAGGCCAGUUUUAUUACAACAAUCGACAAGGAAAGGCCAAAUGUUAGUUUCAAGAAUCCAUUUGAUAUUCCUAGAGAUCGACUCGUAGAACAUGUGGAUAGAAUGAGAAACAAUUUUGUACGAUCAGAUUGGGUAUCACUGGACCACGAUGCAGCACAUUCUCUACCUAUAUCUCAAAUGGGUAACUACCAGGAGUAUCUUAAAAAACAAACACCUCAACUUCGAGAAAUCGAAUCUGUGCCUGUCAGGCAACAUAUGUUCGGAAAUCCAUUUAAAAUUGAUAAGCGCAUGAUGGUUGACGAAGCUGAUAUAGAUUUAGUCGGUUCCGGUUCACCUGGCGCCACUCGAGCAAAUAAGCGUUCGGCGCCAUCUGUGGUCGACACCGUGGUUCGUCUACCAAAUAAGCGAAAAGCCGGGCCUCUUCCGAAAGAUCUAGUCGUUCGUAGACCGAGCGCAACGUCUCCCGUUUCCAGUCCUGGAGUUUCGCGAUCGUCAUCACCAUUACCUUGGAUCAGUGUUGCCGAAAAAGAACCUCCGAUCGUUGAGGAGAAGCCACCAGCUGUCACUGCAUUGGUUAACGGUGUUGAAAAUACCACGGAAAGGUCGCGUUCGCCAUCCCCGACGCUGGUAGAAGAAAAUUCCAUGUACGGAGGCGAUAUAAGCCAUCUAUACCUACGCCCGAACUUUGUCGGCUCAGGUGUUUACUCAUUACCAUCCAUUAACGACAAUCUAUUACUGAGUAUUCCAAACGAAAUUAGCUACAGUAUUAUCAGUAACGACGAAAAGAACCAAAUAUCACAAAUACUCAAAGAAGCCAAUGCUAUAAGUGGUUUGAAUGUAAACAGUUUUCAAGCGUCACAAGAAGUCAAACCGGUCAAGGUAAUAAGCGAAAAUAAACAAGACAUAGAAAAUCACAACAUUAAAAUUAGAAAAACUCUAAAUAAAUUGGUUCGAAAACCUGGGAAGAAUUUUUCUGAAUUAUUCGAUAACAUUAAGCUUUUGAAGGGGGAUACAGAAGUACAAGUGGCUCUUGUCAAACUCAUUGUUACCGAAUCCUUGCGCUUUAAAAGACAUCAGUUGGCUCACCUGUUGGAGGAACAUAUACAGAACUUAAGAAAUUUAGAUAAUAAAUAAAUGUUUAGUUAAUGUCGUGAAAGUUUUUAAUAAAAAAUUAUGUGCGAA
Messenger RNA from Photinus pyralis (common eastern firefly), 3724 nucleotides. RefSeq names its product integrator complex subunit 6 (gene IntS6). The transcript is spliced from 15 exons. Gene Ontology annotation, cellular component: integrator complex. Gene Ontology annotation, biological process: snRNA 3'-end processing. NCBI's taxonomy places the organism in Eukaryota, Metazoa, Arthropoda, Insecta, Coleoptera, Lampyridae. Bases 857 to 3676 code for a protein of 939 amino acids. The record is from RefSeq and is a predicted model, not a curated record.